AUGUACACACCCGAGGUUCUUAAGACAGAGAACCUGACGCGGUACUGCACCCGCUUGGUGGCAUUUGGCCUGCACAUGCCGGAACUGUUGGACAGAUAUGCGCAGAGGGCCGAGGAGCUUGCUGCGCAGCUGCAGCCGAACCAGUUCGGGCUCAUUCUCAAUGCAUUUGCUCGGGCAUCCCAUCGGCAUGACAAGGUGUCUAUUGCCAUUCGGGUGGAAUGUUCACGGAACAUGAUGGGACUUAUGCUGUUGCACAAAGCCUUGGAUUGCAUGUUGGUGCAGCGCACCAGGUUUGUGCCUGCUGACAUCGGUCGAGCUUGCGGUGCUUACGCAAAGCUACGGGAGCGUGAUGAGGUUGCCAAUGCCUACGCGCGUCUGGACAUUCGAGAUGAACUUCUGCUCGAUGACAUCGCGGACGAGGUAACGUUGCUGUUGAUAGCCAACGCCUUUGCUCACUUCAAGAUUCGGCACCGCCGCUUGUGGCCGGUUCUUACCGAGUGGUUACUGCAAGCACACCUGGACUUUCGAGCUCAGGAUGUUGGGACAGUGCUGAACGCCCUGAGUGCUGUUGAUUUCCAUGAUGAGGCACUUGUGCGAACUCUCCUUCUGGCCCUGGCAGAGGAGCCACUUCUCUCCGAAGCAACUCCCGAAACGCUCAGUCUCGUCUUCAAUGCUUUGGGCAGACUCCGGCGACCACAGCCUCCGGAUGUCGAGGCAGUAGAGGCUGUCGCAACAUUGGCUAAGCACGUUUUGGCUGGGCUGGGCAAUCUUGGGCCGGCCGGGCUGAUGCAACUUCUUCAUGCAUCUGCCAGGUGGAAAACGCUGCAGUCAGCAGACCUCACAGAGGGCAUUCUUCAAAAUGUUGGCCAAAGACUCUCAGAGUUUCCAGCCCAGUCUUUGUGCCUCUUGGUACACUCCUGCUCAAGGUUGCAACAGAGAGAUGUGCGGCUCCUCACACAAGUUGCCAAAGCAAUCGCGCCGCAGCUGCCGCAGUUCACGCCGCAGGCACUAGCAUUGACAGCACACGGAUUCGCAAAGAUUGAGGUGCGCUCCGAAAUCUUGUUCUAUCUCCUUGCAGAAGAGAUUGCGCAGAAGAUGCCGCUUUUUUCUGGUCAAGGUGUCGGCAUGACCUUACAGUCCUUUGGCAAGUUGCAGAUCAACAACAAGAAGCUGGUCCGAGCAUGCAUCAAACAUGUACGAGCACUGUCGGAAGAGCUAACUCUACAGGAGGUGGAUGCCGUACAGGCAGGCCUACAACAGCUUGAGGCAUUGGACGGUUCAACAGACGCGCUUCUGCGCAGCUUGCGGCGAAAGCUCCAGAUGCAGGCGUACUCCCCAGCGGAUGACCCUUCCGAAGCAUCUGCUGAAAGCCUGCUGCGAAAGUUGUCCGAGGAACCAGCGCAGGGAGCCGCUGUAUCUAAUUCUGGUGCAGCUCAGCCGACGCUGGUAACCAAAAUGCCAUCAAAGUCUUUUGAGCCGGAGGAUGCUGCUACAUCAGAUUCGGCAGACCUGUGGACUCUUUGGUCGCGCCAGCAAGCAGAGGGUGUUGAAGGAGUGCCCAUGCCUACAAAGGAUGCCUCGGAGACGGUGGGUGCGACCCCUCCUGCUCAACUGCGAGAAUACUUGACGAGGCCAGAGAGGAUGGGCCGAAAGGCAACAGUGGUUGGGGGAGAGGCAGAACGUGCAACAGGUGGCCGCAAGCAUGGGCGAAGACAGCUGAAGGCUAUGCAAGACUCUUAG
Messenger RNA from Symbiodinium pilosum, 1740 nucleotides. The record is from the annotation of a GenBank genome assembly. NCBI's taxonomy places the organism in Eukaryota, Dinophyceae, Suessiales, Symbiodiniaceae.